UAAAUAUUAUAUUUAAUUUUUGGGUUUAAUUAUAGCAAAUGGUAUCGUAUACUGAACUACUGGUCGGACCGUAAUAUCUCGGGUCCGAAACCCAUACCAUAUUUCGGCAAUAUUUUAAGCCCUAUUUUAAAAGGCAAAGAAUGUGUUGAGACCGAGUGGUAUCGGACUUACGGCCAACUCUACGGAGUGUAUGAGUUUGGAAAACCCGGUCUACGGGUGGCGGACCCGGUGCUCAUCAAACAGAUUCUGGUGAAAGAGUUUCACAAAUUCCGUAACCGUAAGGAAGGCGGCGACAGAAUUGCAGUUUUUAAAAACACACUCAUCAGAGCCACUGGCGAUGACUGGAAACGGAUCCGAGCCAUAGCCAGUCCCGCAUUCACUUCGGCUAAACUCAAACACAUGUAUCCACUCAUCAACGAGUGUUGCCGUGACUUCUUGGCCGCACUUCACACAGACGUGUCCACCGGUCGACGGGAAGUAGAGUUAAAGCAAUUGAUGGGCGCUUUUACUAUGGAUGUGAUCGCCAGCACAGCGUUUGCCACCAAAACUAACCCCUAUUCAAACCCAAACAAUCCGUUUACCUCUAACUGCAAAGCUCUCUUUCAUGAGCGACCGUUUAUGAUCUUCCUGUCACUUAUAUUACCGACAUUUAUCACAAAUAAAUACUUCUGGAAAGUCAUGGUAAAGGAUCCGGAUCUUAAUUCCAAGUUUUUUAUCGACAUUUCCCGUGAUUUAAUAUAUGAGCGCAAAAAGUCAGGCAAAAAAUAUAAUGAUUUUUUGCAAUUACUUAUGGAUGUGGAGAGAGUGGACAAUAACACGACGACUACGGGUGCGGACUCUGUGGCCAGCGAUGCACUGGAAGGACAUCACGUGAACGAAGGCGUCGACGAACUGAUGGCAGAGAAACAGGCGUUGAGUGGAGUCGUGGAGAAGAAG
Molecule: messenger RNA, 936 nt
Organism: Medioppia subpectinata
Lineage: Eukaryota; Metazoa; Arthropoda; Arachnida; Sarcoptiformes; Oppiidae
Source: the annotation of a GenBank genome assembly